AUGACAAGAACAGCGGGACUACCUGUACCCAACUGGUAUACUACUGUUGGAACGAAUUAUGCUGCUUAUCCUUGGGUCUCACCGUCUACAACUGCUGAACAGAUUGAUACUACGAGUACAAAGUUUACCAUGGACGGAAAGGCUUCCGGUACUCAUCAUCAUGAUCCUGCUCCUGUCAUGACCACAAGAACCGUAGCACCACCUGUACCCAACUGGUAUGCUGCGGUUGGAAUGCAUCAUUCUAGUAAUACUUCUUACCCUUGGGUUUCGCCAUUUCCAUAUGCUGGUGCUUACACUCGCCAUAUGAGGACGACGCCUCAUAUGGUCUUGCCUGCGCCAAAACCUGCGUUUCCGGAGAAAAUUGAGGAUUUGUGGAAUGCAAUCGAAGGCUUGGUGGAGCAAACAUAUGGAAGGAAAAUUGCGCAAGAUAAGCAUGAGCUAGAAGACUUUGCAAGAAGACUGUUGAAAUCACAGCUGUCGGAUUUUGAAAUGGUUGCCAAAUCAAAAAUGGGCUAG
Cylindrotheca closterium is the source of this 516-nucleotide messenger RNA. The record is from the annotation of a GenBank genome assembly. NCBI's taxonomy places the organism in Eukaryota, Bacillariophyta, Bacillariophyceae, Bacillariales, Bacillariaceae.